AUGACCGUGGAGGCGGAAGAUAGUGAUGGUGACUUGCAUCCAGGAACAGAUAUCACCUUCUUCUCGUCUUUCCUGUUCCCCACCUACUACCUGUCAGCCAACAGCCCCAACAGCCGCAGCAGCCCCAGAAAUGGCCCUGGAGACUGGAACAUCUUAUCUGUACUGAAGUGUUUUGGAAACUCUGAUCCUCAAGGAGAAGAAUUUAUCCAAGGCCUCAGUCAAGAGUGGUGCACCGAGCUGCACCGAGCUGCACCGAGCUGCACCCAGCAGGUGAGUCGGGACCCCAGGCGCUUCCGCCCCGCGCGCAGCCCCGCCCCCUCGAGGCCACGCCCACCCGGGAGGCGUGGGAACCGGCAGCGGGAGGCACCGCCCUGGGGGCGCCGCCGGGUUUAUAGGUCACCCGGACGGCGCGCGCAGCCCGCGGCCGCCGCACGAAGCAGGCCCUGCGGGACCCCGCCGCCGCCGCCGCCGCCGCCGCCGCCGCCGCCGCCGCCGCCGCGCUCCUCCCCGCGGCCUCCCCGGGCGUCCGGCCCGCCCGCACCCGCCGAGCCUGUCGCGGCCGCUGCCGCGCGGCCUGCGUCGCUUCCGGGACUCACCCGACCUCCGGCCAUGGCCGCCGCGGGAGUCGCCGGGCUCCUGCGCGCCGCCUUCCUGAGCGUCGGCGGCGCUGCCCGCCGCUGGGGGCUGCUGGCCGGACCCCGCGCGGUCCCGGGCCCGGGCGGCAGCGCGGGGGCGCCCCGGACGCAGAGCGCGUCGGCGCCGGCGCGGAGCAGCUCAGAAGAUAAAAUAACAGUCCACUUUGUAAACCGUGAUGGUGAGACGUUAACAGCCAAAGGAAAAGUUGGUGACUCUCUACUAGAUGUUGUGAUUGAAAACAAUCUAGACAUUGAUGGCUUUGGUGCAUGUGAGGGAACCUUGGCUUGCUCUACCUGUCACCUCAUCUUUGAAGAGCACAUAUUUGAGAAGUUAGAAGCAAUCACUGAUGAGGAGAAUGACAUGCUCGAUUUGGCGUAUGGACUAACAGAUAGAUCUCGAUUGGGCUGCCAAGUCUGCUUGACAAAGGCUAUGGACAACAUGACGGUUCGGGUACCUGAUGUUGUGGCUGAUGCCAGACAAUCUGUUGAUGUGGGCAAGAACUCCUAAACUAGAAUAAAUCGGAAUAUUUUCACAAAAUUUUACCUAUUUUUAUAAUUAUUAUUUCUUAAUGUAAUUACAUGAGAACAUGGGUGAAGGGGUUUAUUAUGAUUAUUAGCUAUACCACUUUAAUCGACCUUACAUUACUACUACAUUUUAUAGAUUUCAAAGUAUGCCAUGUUUAUUUUGGUUAAAUUAUAAAAAGCAAAUCAAAUAUUAGAAAAUAGUUACUAUUCUAGAAUCAUACAUAUUAUACCUUAUGUUUGCUAGCAAGAUGUUUUCACAUAAGUCUUAUGUCUAAUUACCGGUAAGUUAGGUUAAUAAAAGGUAUUAUUUUCCCUGUUAGAUGUGGGUGAAGGCAGAGAUCUAACAUGGCUUGUCUGGAGCAAUAGAGCAAAUUAGAAGAUAAUGUACUAGAACUCGAAUCUUCUUAUUACAAGUUAUAUGUUCAAAUUGAAACUAGAGAAAUUAUGAAUAUCUUAUUUAUAGCAAUAAUUAAAUUGACAUAACUAAUUGCUCAAAUUUCAAAGAUUAUUGUUGCCUUCUAAAUAAAUAUUUCAGAGUUUUGAUUCAGUGAAAAGUCUCUGGGCUUCCUCACAGCAUGGUAGCUGGUUUCUGCGAGCCAGCACUGUGAGAGGGAGGCCUGUGCCAGGUGUGCACUAGGUAUAAAAGUCACACAGCAUCAUUUCUGCCUGUUCUUUUCAUUAGGAGUGAGGUACUGAGUCUGGCCCAUCACCUGAAGAGGGUGUCCGGGAACUUGCAGACAUGAUUUAAAGCCACCACAGUAACCAUUAUUUUCAAGUUAGCUUAUUGGCACAUUAUUGCCUGAGAAAACCAGCCUUUUAACUAAAGUGUUCCAAACUUUUAAAGAAGGGCUGGAUUUUGCUCUUACAUUGAAUUUUGAAAGAUUCUGUGUCUUCUUUAUUAUGAUGGUUCAUUGGUUUUAUUCUGUAACUCCCAACAGUUUUCUUCCUGACAGUUGUUUAAAAUGAGAGGGAAUAAUGGUAGGUUCCCUUUCAAUGCUGUAUAAUUUUAGUUUACAUUUCUCUGCAUUUUGCCAUCAAGAAAGGCAGCUUCCUUUGGUGUAAUAGUAUAUAUAAUUGUUGGUUACAUGCUAACAUUUAAUAUUGUAUUUGGUUUUCACAAAUAAAACCAACCUGUAAUUACAUAA
Molecule: messenger RNA, 2305 nt
Organism: Nyctereutes procyonoides (raccoon dog)
Lineage: Eukaryota; Metazoa; Chordata; Mammalia; Carnivora; Canidae
Gene: FDX1
Product: ferredoxin 1
Exons: 7
Coding region: 1-1143 (380 amino acids)
Biological process (GO): P450-containing electron transport chain; positive regulation of oxidoreductase activity
Cellular component (GO): mitochondrion
Molecular function (GO): 2 iron, 2 sulfur cluster binding
Source: RefSeq, a predicted model, not a curated record